UGGACACCCCAAGAGGUAAGUUAAGUAUUAAAAAGCAUGAAUCAUUAAGGCCGGUUCCCAAAAUUUUCACCGCGGUAUCAUAAAUUUCCCAGCGUAUAAAGAGCCAGGUUUUGAUCCAAAAGAGGCUAAAUGGAAUUUAUACGAAUUCACCGAACAAUAGAUAGAGAAUUUAAUAUCUGGCUGCCAUUUUUUCACGAGACGAUAAAGACUUUCUUCCUCUCAGAAUAUGUAGCAUAGUCCGCACUGCUCUUAAUACAGGCUUGGUUUCUAAAAUUGUACCCGACAAAUUUGGAUCAUUAAAUCUAAUAAUACUACGGGAAAUAUUAUUGGGAUUCCGAAACUCACUAGUCUAAGCAACCUCGAUAGAGGAUGGGAGUUGGCUAUGGAUUAUAGUGUUUUUGAGACAUUGGCUGCAUUCGUGCCUGAUUUGAUAGUUUCAGCAGCUGGGGAAAAUUUACUUGUUUUUUGAUUGAGUUUUGAAAUAUAUUCAUUUCCCAAUUUUGAAACUACGCUAACACUUAUUUAAUAGAUAUUCAAAAAGACAACGAUGUUGAAAUGAUUGACGAGUCCUCCUCUGAUCAAGGAGAUAACCAUGGAAGUCACCAUGAUCAAAAUCAGCCAAGAUCCCUCACUAAGAUUACAGGGAGAUGGUCUCAGAAGGAACAUCAAAUUUUCGUCGAUUGCCUCAAUAAGUAUGGAAAAGACUGGGUAAUGCUUGAGAAGUCAAUAACUACAAGAACAAGCACUCAGAUCCGAAGCCAUGCCCAAAAAUAUUUCAACACUAUUAAGGAGAAGUUCAAUGUCAAAGACCCUUAUGAUAAUAUCAACUAUGAUAUGGAGCACGGUAUACACCAAAGUUUAAACGAGAUGGAAGGGACUGGAACCAGAAAGAAUCUCAAAUCCCUCAAUUUAAAUACUCGAGAAAUACAGAGCUAUGAAGAAUACAAAUAUGAUGAUAAGAGGAAUACUUUGAAGCAUAAAUCUCAUGAGCUUUCUAAUAAAUGGCAAUACAGAGAUUCUAGUUCUGGGACCCCAGUUUCUUAUCCCACUUCUAAACAAAAGAACUUGAAGUCUUCAUACCAAUCAAACAGUAAAGAAUUAAAAACUGAAGAGCCAUCAAAAAUUUCUCUUUCAAGCUCUCUGUUGCUUGAAAAUGGACAAGUCUCGAUCAAAGGGAACAAAAUCAAGACCUCCAUUCCGUGAGAAAUCGAACACAUUACACUUGCAAGCGGACUUAGCAGCACGAUGGUUGUUCCAAGCGAACCAUCAAUGCUCGAAGUCAGACCAAUGCUUUUGGACAAACCAAUGAUCUUUGACCUCAACAUGAAUAGCUUCUUGAACAAAUCUGAUAACUCCCAGCAAAUACCAAGGUCCUCAUCCGAGCAGACAUCGAACAAGAACUCAGACUUCGAUAAAAUCAUGGAAGUUCUCGACCAAAACUACUGUAUGUUUGCAGUCAAAGGUCAUUGCGGGGAGAGUUCAGAGUGCCAAAUGAGUUCGAUGCAUAGCCCAGAAUCAUCAUCCUCGAAUAGUCUGAACCAAUCCAGAGGGCAGUCAAGCUCUAACAACUCACAGCCAGUGGAGCACAACACCAUAAAUAAUGCAUGGGCUCGAAGACUACAUAAAUAA
Molecule: messenger RNA, 1629 nt
Organism: Moneuplotes crassus
Lineage: Eukaryota; Ciliophora; Spirotrichea; Euplotida; Euplotidae
Source: the annotation of a GenBank genome assembly